CCAGACUAUUUAAACAUAAACAUGGCGACGAACCCACAAGACCCGAGUGUUAAGAGACCGCGGAGAGAUUGUGCGAAAAAGAGCGAUAUUGCCGGAAUAUUACGAAAAAAGGAAAAGAAAGAGAAGGAGAAAGAAAUUAAAUGCAUCCUGUCUAAACCAGCCAAGCUGAGGAGUAAAGAUGAGAAGAAGAUGUUGCGAGAAUGUAAAGAUGUUGCUAAGGAGAUGGAACGUAGAGAAAGACUUAGGACCAUGGUCAAGAUGAAGACAGAAGAGAUUGAAGACAGCAAUGAUGUUCUGGAUGCUAAGAUAGAUGAAUUAGUCUCAGCUCUGAGGCAGGCUAAGCAUGUAGUGAUCUACACUGGGGCUGGAAUAAGCACUGCUGCUUCAAUACCCGACUAUAGAGGGCCAAAUGGGGUGUGGACAUUGCUUCAGAAGGGACAAGUUCUUAGGACCACUUCAUUGGUAGACGCAGAGCCUACCUUAACUCAUAUGGCAAUCAGAGAGCUUCAUCAACAAGGCGUGAUCCAGCAUGUUGUUUCACAAAACUGCGAUGGGUUACAUCUGAGAAGUGGCCUGCCACAGAGGGCGCUGUCUGAGGUCCAUGGUAACAUGUUUGUUGAGGUUUGCACAGAAUGUGACCCAGAGAUCCAAUACAUCCGUCUUUUUGAUGUGACGGAGCGAACUUCUUUAAGAAGACACUGGACAGGUCGAUCAUGUCAUUCCUGCGGAGGACCUCUCAGGGAUUCUAUCGUUCAUUUUGGAGAGAAAGGAGCCGUUGAGCAACCAUUGAAUUGGCCGGGUGCCGUCUCUGCGGCGAGAGACGCUGACAUGAUUCUGUGUCUUGGUUCAACACUUAAGGUUUUGAAAAGAUAUGCAUGUCUCUGGGGCACAGGAAAACCUAGGAACAAACAGCCCAGGUUAUUCAUCGUCAACUUACAGUGGACACCAAAGGAUAAAAUGGCCGUUCUUAAAAUCCAUGGUAGAUGUGAUGACGUUAUGCAACAAGUUAUGUCCAGACUUGACUUAAAGAUACCACAGUAUGACAGAUCUCAAGAUCCCAUCAUCCCCAUGGCAACACCGCUGAAGAAACCAGAACUUCACUCUUUCUCUACAAAACUUUUGGAAGCAGUUCCUAUUGCCGGAUCAGUCAAGAAUAAACCAGUUUCAACCAGUUCUGAUCAUCCUGUUAAAAGAGAUACAAGUGGUUUGCAGCAGCAGCAACCAAGUUCAAUGAAAACAGAACUAAACCAGGUGGAACCAGUACCAGCCAGUUCAGACCAGAAUUUCAACACCACACAAUCAAAUACAAAUUCUCCAAAAAUAGAAUCAGACCAGAUGAAACCAGUUCCAGCAGAAUGUGGGGCGACUGAAAAAGCAGAUAAUGGUUCUCAAGUUAGUCAUGAAGUAUCUUCAAAGUAUGAGGGUGACCUCGGACUAGAAACUGAGAUGGCUUACUCGACACAGAACAAGGACCCAAAUCAAAAUCCGAUGUUAAUAAAACCAGGGUGGUUUGGAAAAGGUUAUCACAAGAAAAUAUCCAGAGGUAGAAAACGAAGGAAGAUCUCCCAGGACUCUAUUUGACCAACUCCAAAUCACGGCCCAAGUUUCCUCAGCAAUAUAUAAACCAAAAGAUAAGUUUGAUUUGAAGUACAUGUCAAAGAGUAAUUUACCCUGGAGUUAAAAUUUACAUUUGUUUUAUGUCUUCAAAACUAUAUUUUUAAACUAUUAUUUACUAUCAUCAUGAUGUUGUUAUGGAAUCGAUUUUUAAACUACUGUAUUUUAUCAUUGGAUCGGACUAUUAAAGAUGUUUUAAAUUUGUAUUUUUUUAAUUGCACGAAUAUGUUUGGUAGUGUCCCGUAUGUGUCUAGCUUUGAAGGAACACGUUGCCUUCGAUCGGAUGAGUUGGUCUAUACAAAGCGUUUG
Asterias rubens (European starfish) is the source of this 1923-nucleotide messenger RNA. Its product is annotated as NAD-dependent protein deacetylase sirtuin-7-like. NCBI's taxonomy places the organism in Eukaryota, Metazoa, Echinodermata, Asteroidea, Forcipulatida, Asteriidae. The coding region runs from base 22 to 1581 and encodes 519 amino acids. The record is from RefSeq and is a predicted model, not a curated record. The transcript is spliced from 9 exons. Gene Ontology annotation, molecular function: NAD+ binding.